This is a messenger RNA of Paramormyrops kingsleyae, 4839 nucleotides long. RefSeq names its product isthmin-2-like. The record is from RefSeq and is a predicted model, not a curated record. NCBI's taxonomy places the organism in Eukaryota, Metazoa, Chordata, Actinopteri, Osteoglossiformes, Mormyridae.
UUUAAAGCGUAAGUUAAGCGAAAUUCCUUGACGCGAAUUUUCCGUGUUAAGGCCAAACGUACAUCAGCAGAAAUUCAUUCACCGGGUACUUUCGGGAGCCUUUGGCACGUUGUCUGAAGGAUUGUCAGCAAACCUUCAGCUCGCACUCAUCUCACUGCCCCUCUAUCGCCCUUAUGUUUAUUGCACUUUAAUUGUCAUCAUUUCCACUCUUCCCUCCACAGCCCUUGAUCAGCAUGGGUUUUUCAUUCAUCCCUAAAUUGAGCCGCAACACGAUCUCCAGGUCCCCUCCUUCCUAACGUCACUGGCAUACGGGCCGAUGAGGUUCUGCGCUGCCGGGUCAAACUGCAAACAGUGGCGGGGAGCCCGGUGCGGGACAGACCGCUCGUACUGCAGCAGGACGCUAUCCGGAACCAGCCUGGAGAACUGGAUUCAAGUUGGAUACAGCACGCGUAAUGAAAUACGAGAUCUGGAGCAUGCGGACUUAAAAUGUCUCACGCGGAGCUGGAGCCAGUCCGCGAGGUACUUGCAGUGAACUUGUAUUGGCGCGGACAUUGAAGUCUGCGUGUGCAACGCGCUUAGAGGCAGAUCCGCGAGGAGCCACUGCAUCUCCGGCGGACACGCGCGUACCUCCCUGCUGUACCGGUGCCACAGAGAGGAGCUGGUUUGAAAGGAAGCACGUUGCCUGUGGGGGCAAACUUUUCUGGGGCUUCAGUGUCGGGCUCAUGGGGGAGUGAUGGGAGAGAAGCAUACUCUGGGCGUGCAGAAGUAAAGGGACAUGAUGAGAGAGUUAAGACGCUCCCUUUGAUCGCUAACACCUAACAAAACAAGUUUGUACGACUUUUAAAAGACUUACUGAAGGACCUGUGGCGUUUUAGUGUUUCAUAAUCUCCUCUAAGAACAAGAAACUAAACAUCCCCCUUUGGCGCAUCACGAAACACGGGGAGAUUCUGCAAACGUGCUCAGAAAAUUCGUAUCAAUAAAGUAAAGAUUUCCGGGGCCAAAAUCGCUGGCUGUGGACUUGUAUCAAACGGCUUUGCACGAUUUAAAACACAAUCCAAAUCUCUUGUCAUUUACUUUCCCCCCCCCAAGAGAAAUACGCUAAGUGAGAGGAAAGAUGUUGGUCCGAUUGGCGGUGUCAGUGGCAAUUUUCUUCGGCUUAGUCGAAGGCUUUCCCACCAAGAAAGCGCAGAAGACCCCGGUGCUCAGAGCCGCUGCCAUCGUGGAGGCACAAGCCCAGACACCCUCCAUCGACAUCCUCCAGGACCUGGAGGCCAUGCAAGAGCACAACCAGGUAAGGACCAUCCCGUUCAACCACAAGAAGAGGUGGUCUCCGCACCUGCCCAAGCCUGAACCCGAAGAAGAGUCGGAGCCCUUCAUCCUGGAUCUGAAGAAUUUUCCAGAUCUCGCGAAUGUGGACCUCAGUUCCCAGAAUCCCAACAUUCAGGUCACCAUCGAGGUCAUCGACAACCCCCAGGCGGACAUGGAGAUGGAUCUCGACGAGGAGAGUCACAGAGACUGGGGCGCCUCCUCCGUGGACCUGCCCGGGAACAAGAAACUCUUCUGGCCCCUAUUCUGGGGCUACCCCGACUCGGAGGAGGAGGACUCGAGCCGGCCGAGCCUGGGGGAGACCGCAGAGGAGGACAGCAGCGAGGAGCUGGUGCUGAGCGGCGUCGGGGAUGACUGGGAUGGCCGCUGGAGGAAGGGAUGGGACACCAAGGAGACCUACGAAGACGAGGAAGAGGAUGAGUGGACCGCUUGGUCGCCAUGCAGUGUCAGCUGUGGCCAAGGCAACCAGAAGCGCACCCGCGCAUGCGGUUACGCCUGCAUGGCAACGGAAUCCAGGACAUGUGACCUCGAGCGCUGCCCAGGCGAUGUGAACGCUGUGACGGAGCUCAUCCCCUAUGAGACUGAGAAUAGCACUGACUUUGUCAGCGCAGAGGUGGACAGCUGCGAGAAAUGGCUGAACUGCAAGAGCGACUUCCUGCAGAAGUACCUGCAGCAGGUGCUGACGGAGCUGCCCAGCUGUCCCUGCUCCUACCCCUCUGAGGCGCUCUACAGCGCCGUCAGCAUCUUCGACGAGCGGCUGCGGCGGGCACACCGCUGGCGUGAUGCCAGCGGACCCCGGGAGCGCCUGGAGGUGUACAGGCCCACGGCACACGCCUGCCUGCGCUCCAUGCUGUCUGCCGACAGUGGCACGCUGGCCGCACAGCUCUGUUGCUAUGAUGCACACAUGCGGCUGCUGACGCGGGGCAAGGGUGCGGGGGCGCCCGACCUGGUGAGCUCCGACUUCUCUCCCGAGCUGCACUUCAAGGUGGACGUGCUGCCCUGGGUGCUGUGCAAAGGCGACUGGAGCCGUUUCCACGCCGCCCGGCCACCCAACAACGGACUGGGCUGUACGGAGAACCCACGCGAGGACGUCUUCGCUAACGAGCUGGAGGAGGCGCGCGAGUACUGAGAAACGCACAAGUGCCGCCCUGAGUUCCCAUGAGCCUUGGCGUGGUGCCGCCCAUUUUGCUGAGGAAUGCUCUGUGUUACUCAUUAACGGCCCGGUGUAGGUGUUCAAAGUGCUGCUGCUGUGUUUGAUGCCCCAUAGUGACCCUCCCUUAAUGCUGCCCCCCCCCCCCCCGAGGCCCAUUGACAGUACGAGAGAAGAGCCUGUUAUUUCGUUUAAAGUUUCACCAUGACUCAUUUAUUUGGAGAGUUUGCGGUGAAUUAAACGCUAUUUCAGGACCGACGAUAUGAGGAUGGAUGAUGCCGUGGGUGGCUCCGCCCCUUCUGCGCAGUGUCCCGAUCACGGGCACGCUUUCCGGAAGGCAUAGAGCGUUACUGCUUUUCAGGGCCUUUAAAAUGUUUAUUUGGUUCUGAACUUGCCUGCAUUUUAAAUGGGAUUAAGCUGCUAAGGACCUUUUUUUUUUGGUACAGAAUGUGCUCCCGUCCCUCACCUCAGUUUAUACCCCUCAGAACAAACGCCGAAAGAAAUGCAGUUACAUCUGCAUUUAUGCUCGCAUGCCAAGCGAAAAGUGAUUAACGCAAUUAGGUCAGGUGGGUUUAAAUAUCAAUACACUCUUAGGAAAUGUGUGGUGGUUACACGGUUUUUCUCAAUUUUAGUGUGUAAAAUUCUUUUUUCUUUUGUGUGCCAAUACUAAACCAGAGCCGUAUUUAUGUAGAUUUAGGUUUUAUUCAUUCAUGAAUGAGGAGACACAGCAGAAAUUGCUCUGCAGAAACCACAUCUGCUUCAGUCCCGGUGCUGGGUGAAGAGACACGUUUUUGCAGGUUGUUAUUUUAAGAUGGAAAUGCGCUCCCUUGCAGAUAGUGGCUAUCUUAGCCAGCGUUUAUGUGGAAUGUUCUCCCUUCUGUAUUUUUAAACAGCCUCGCAGCUUCAUCUGAAGAGGACUACCCAUUUAAACAGUUUAACUUUCCAUUCGAUUUAAUAACGUGGAAAAUGACUUUCUUAAGGAAGUCCUAAGUCAGCAGAACUGAUUAUCUGGUGCGUGCCCACGUUGUGUGUCUGUGAAAUGCACUGUGUGGCUGUCAAUGGUCGGCGAAUGAAAAAGAGGCUGCUGCAGCCAAAAUAUGGUACGAAUUUCCACAUGUACGCAGACCGGCACGAGUUCUGGCCAGAGCAUGGGAGCGUGCGGUCUUUAUCCAGGGGCCCGGCCGAGGCCCCAGAACAGCCCUGGGAUGGGAUCCAAAUGCGAGCAGGAGAGGUGCAGACCGCCUGUCCCCGGGAGAGAGGACAUGUCUUUUCCCCACUUCUGUUUUCUUUGGCCAGUCUUGAAAAGCAGUUGUCCCCCCCCAGCUCUGGGGCCCCCCCCCCCCUUGAUACCUCACUCAAGAGCCACCAGCGUCUCUGCCCUUGUGAGCCGCCUUAGGCCCAGUUUUUAUUACAGAAAAAAUACUGAUAUAUGUACCUGCUUGACAGCAGAGUCCUCGCCAAACACUUUUUCUUUGCUGAAUUGUAUCCUUGAGUGUUUCAUUGAUGUGUCCAGAGCUCACAUGGACCAGUGAAAGCACCAUGUUUAGUGGAGCCCAGAAGUCCGAUUCAAACAUUUUUUUAUACUCAUUUGGGAACAUUAUUGGAGGAAAACACUUCCUAAGAAACGGGAGAAGUAUUCUGAGGUUUCUUGGUUAGGAAGGUGUUGGGGAUCAGUGGGAAUCCGAGACGGCUGGUGUUUAAACAUUCCUGGUGCUGUUUUGGCAAACACUUCUUAACCGUCUGUAAAUGCAAUUUGCAGGCUUUUUCAUCUUUACGGGGAUGUUCUGUCGCUCUCCUGUCCGGGCAGAGCUGUGUCUAAACGGUGCAUUUAGUUUGGAUUAUUAUGAACCGAAAGAUCAUGCCACAGAGCUCUCAUCAGGAAUAACAUUUGAAAUGUAUGUGAUAACGUAUCACAUUUUAAAAUCACUUUUUAUUUUUUUUCUAAGAAAGGCACUUUAACACAUAAAGAUAUAUGUAAAUAUAAACUACCAUCAUAUUGUAAUGUGUUGUAAAGAUAUGCUAUGUUUUCCUGGUGUUAUGUGUGUCAGUAUUGCUCCGCAUGAUCAUAUUGUGCUUUUUUAAAACGUAUAUUAGAUAUUAUCUUGUACAGUAUUUAUUGUUCUGUUUGAUUUCUGAAGCUUUGAAAUAUUGAAAUUAUUCUAUGAUACUGAAUGUGCACUAUUAAAAGUGAAUAUCACGUUUCAAAAGGGAUUUCAGCUGCAUCAAGGAAAUUGAUUUUCAUUAGACUACAUCACUUCCAUGAAAAAAAACCUGUAUUCCCUUUUGAUUCUGCUUCUUUUUUUUCUGCCAGCCUGCCAGGUAAAAUGUUAUGUUUUGGAAUGAAUAUAAGGCUUUUGCCAUAA